AUGGAACAGGCACUGCUCCAGGGGACUGCGGCGGUUGCAGAGGCAGCGAAGCAAGGCAGACUCGAAGAGGCGCUGCGGCGCUUGGCUUUGUUACGGGACCGCGGUCUGCGGCUGGAUGCAGCAGUGCACCAUGCAGCUCUGGGUGGAGCCAAACGUCGAUGGCGAGAGGCAUUGCAGAUGGCCAUCCAGAUGCAGCAGGAUGGCAUUUCCUUCACUUCGGUGACUUUCACUUUGCUGCUCACCGCGUGCCGCCCUCAUCGCUGGCGCCGUGCUGCGCUGCUGCUGGCCGCAGCGGGUGGACGGGCCUCACGAGCCACCUGGAACGUGGCUUUAGGCCUUUCAGCAUCGCCCGAUGGUGCUCUCGAACUCUUGCAUCAGAUGCGAGGGGCAUUGCUCAGGCCAGACGAUGUAAGCUAUGGGGCGAUGGUGAGCAGCUGCAGUCAGAGUUUUCAUUGGAUGGAAGCUUUCCAGAUGCUUGUGAUGGCUCAGACCAAUGGCUGCAGGCUCUCAGAGAGCGCUUUUUGCGCAGCGCUUGCUUGUUGCAGCCGCAGCAAUCGCUGGGUUGAGGCCUUGGAGACCUUGGGGAAAUCAACGUCUGAAGCAGGGUUGAAUGCCGCGGCCAGCGCUUGCGGCAAACGUUGGGAGAUGGCCUUGACCCUGCUUCCUGAAACUCGUGGGCGUCAAAGACGUGUGGGGCGCAAUGCUGUGGCUGCCGGGUGUGCACAAUUGAAUCUCUGGCAGGAGGCCUUUUGGCUGGGGAUGCACAACAUUCUGCCAGAUGCCAUUGGUUUGAGUGCUUGCUUCAGUGGGCUGGAGCGUGAGGUGUGGCCGCGAUCCUGGAACCUGCUUGACGAUGCUUGGAACAAAGGCAUUGAAGUGGACACCAUUUGUGGCAACGCCGCCUUGUCGCCACAAAGAACUUGGCCAAAGGCGGCACAGGUGCUUCGGCAGCUCCAGGUACAAGGCUUGCGGCCAAAUAGCAGCACCACUGCAACAUUCCUGAGCCAAUUGGGCGAGCAUUCACUUUGGGAGAAGGCAAUGUCUUGGCUGAGAGACAAAGAUGGGGAAAGCGCAGUAAAUGCAGGUAUGGCGGCAUGUGACCGCGGUGGUGCUUGGCAGCGUGCGCACUUGCUGCUGCACUGGCCUGGACUGAAGGUCGAUGUGGUGGGAUGGAGCAGCUGCCAAAGCGCACAAGGGAAGUCUGGAAAUUGGCCCGGAGCACUUUUCCUUCUCGCUGCAGGCAGUGGCAUGAUGCUUUCUGCCAAUGCUGUUGGCCUGGCAGCCGCGCUGGGCUCGUGCCAGAACCAAUGGCGCCAAACUUUGACACUGAAACGCUGGGCGCGCUGGGCCAGCGCGGAGAGCGCAGAGCGUGGCCUGGAGGUUGGCUUCCUUGCCCGAUUGGCGCUACUCAGCGCCAUGGAGAGCGCUUCCCGUUGGGCACGCUCACUGCAACUGAAGCUGGCGCACGAUUACGCGUCUUGUGGGUGCCGUUGUUGCGGCAUCUUGGGCAAGCUCUCGGGGUUCCUCUUGAGAGCCACCACCCGGGAGGAGGUCCGGGUGUUUGCGGCGCCGGUGCUCGAGGCAGCUUACACCCAGCUCCUGGAGAAGGCGGUGAGCCUAGGACCUCCUCCUGGCGGUGAGCGAGAGCCGGCGGCCUCAGGAUCGGGAGCAACAGCUCCUGGUGCAUCGGGAGAUCCGUCUCCUGGAAAGUCGGAGGCAGCUGCUUCCGAGACCAAAGGGGCUGUGACAAGCCCUCCGCCUGGCAGAGAAGAGGGCGGUACAGGCAGCAAGGGCCGGGGACUGCCACCCCUGGCCCGGCUGCGAAGGCGUGAACGACGAGACGAAGGUGAUCAACUCGUUGAGACUGAGAUCAAAGAGGAGCAGGUCACAGACACCAAGGAGCCGGUGGCCGACGUGGAGGAGAAAGGAGCAGAGCGUCAGACAGAGAAAGAGAGAAGCCGUAGACCCAGGUCGUCGAAGGAGGGCCGUGAAGAAGAUCGAAAAAGAAAGAGGCAAGAAGCACGUCUUCCGGAAUCAAGACUAUUGGAGGAGGAGAAGAGAGCAGCAGAGGGGUGCGAGGCUAUGGCACCCAAGAGGAGGCCAGCGGCAGAGGCGGGGCGGCCGAGGGGCGUGAGGAGGCGUCCCGCUGCCCUGGUGGUGGAGAGCGAAGAGGUUUGGGUGGCCGCAGAAGAGGUCACCCUGGCUCAGAUGGAGGCUUGGCCUUUGAUUCGAGUCCAAGGAGAAUACUGGGAGGAAGCAGUCGACUGCAUCGUGGAGAUGAUCGAGCUCAAGGCCAGUCGGGGGGAUCGAGAGCUCCUGGGAAAGGCCAUGGGAACCUCAAGCGAGGGGCUUCUCCGGUACAUCAGUGGAGUGCCGGCAAAAAAGGUUCGCCUUCAUCUAUGCGGGGUGAGGUGCGACAAGAAGACAUGGGAAGAUGGGCUGAUCCACGUGACACGGGUCAAGAGGCAUCGAGAUGGAGAAGUUGCUUGGGAGAAGAACUUGGAGACCAGUCGCGGCGAGGCCGAGAGGGACGAACUCGAGAGGGUUCGUUUGGAGGCUGCAUCACGAGGGAAAGGUCGAGGACAUCCAGCCGUACCACGACCAGAGGCAGAGGUGACAAAGGCCCCUGGGACUUCGGGGGACUCGCAGGAGCACAAGAAGAAGAAAAAGAAAAAGAAAAAGGCCAAGCUCAAGAUCGAGGGGGUGAAGGAUUAUUCGACCCUCUUCAAGAACACAGGCAUGGACGAAGAUCCCAUCAAGCGAAAGCGUUUCAGGCACAGAGCACGGAAGUUGAGCAAAAAAGGAAGGAACAAAGACACCUCGACCAGCGGGAGUUCAGAGAGCUCGGACUCCUCGAGUCAAAUGAGUGCGAGCGAGGGUCACUUUGGGGAGCUUUUCACUCCGCAGACCAGCGCCCAGAAAAUGUGGGAACGCCUUCCGGGAGUCUUGACUGCCCAGUUGCUACAGGACGCGCAUCGCAGCAUGCUUCUGCAGAUGGGCAGCAUGUCAUCGACAACAGGUCAACUACAGCCGCUGACAUCGCAGUAUGUGAGGCAACAAAUGGGGUCAGCUAUGUCACCAGUGAUAUAUCGAGAAGCGAUCCACUGGGCAGCCGCCUUGGACCUGAUGGUCCAAGGAAAGGUUGCAGCCGCAUGCGAUGUGAUGUCACAGAGACUGAAAUCGCUGGAGGCUUUGGCAAAGGGCAUGAAGGUCGACUUGAUCAAACAGCUCGAGUUGAUUCAGGUAGAUCACCACGGCCUGGCCAGCUCGAGCGAACUACAUCAGGCGGGCCGGACAGCCCACGAGGAGAACAAGAUCUAUGGCAAGGCUCCUGGUACAGAGCAAUCACUUCCUAGUGGCAAGGAGGUGGAGGCAGAGGAAUUCAAUGGAUUUGGAUCGGGAGCCCAAGAGCGAGAAGCAAUGGCUCCUGGUUUGAGUAUGCUUGACAUCAUCCAGCAGUCAGCCAGCGUUUUGAGACAAGACAGCACCAUUACAAUGCGCUCCAACAUGGAGGCCCUUCCGGAUCGGCAGAACCCUUUGUUCCCACUGCGACAGGUGAGAAUGGAGGAGCUUGAGGAGGAAGGGACUCCGCGCCGGCUGACUGAGGAAGCAGCGAAGGGGGCUUUCCAGGCUCUUAAUCAUUUGGCUGGAUUCGGGGCAUCGAAGGCCUUGGUGGAUGUGCAGUGGCACUGGGGCACGCAGGUCCUGGCGCGACAGAUUCCACAGGCGUUGGAUUUAAAUCGAGGACUCGGUGUCUAUUUGCGGAAUCUCUCUCUGCAGGAAGAGCCAGAGAUUCGCUCGAAUCGCAAUGGAGCCUGGCAGUCACGGAACAAGCAGUUCCUUGACUUCAAGGCGCAUCCCAAGAGCUCCGGCAUUCGAAAGCAGGUGCGACGCCUCCGGCAAGCUGUGGAGGAAGCCCUGAAGGAGUACCUGGGCGAGGAAAGCGAACAUGUGGAGAUUGCCAUCGAAGCCUCUUGGGCAAACGUGAACCCUGCAUGUGGCUUGAACGGUCCCCACGUCCAUCCCUUUGCGGCGCUUUCGGGUGCAUACUACGUGGACUGCGGCAGCAACGCUACGUCCCCAACGCCCUGUUCCAUCAACUUGAUGGAUCCCAGGCCUUCAGCUCCUAUGGCAGCCCUACCUGCAGAGGUGCGAGACGCUUUGGACUUCGGCAUUGAUUGGACCCUGUCCUUGUGGCCGGGAACCGUGUUGAUUUUCCCUUCCUGGCUGGGACAUUGGGUGCCUCCGAAUGCUGCACCACUGCAGCGCAUCACUAUCAGCUUCAAUGCAGGUCUCAAAGAGAAGAUGGCAAGGUCUGGAGUGGAUGUGUUUGGACACAGGUGA
This is a messenger RNA of Durusdinium trenchii, 4344 nucleotides long. Lineage: Eukaryota; Dinophyceae; Suessiales; Symbiodiniaceae. The record is from the annotation of a GenBank genome assembly.